AUGUUAUUGUGCCAGCGUGCCCUUGUUGGACCUAUAAAGCCUGAAACACAGAAGAAAGGUCAGCAAGAUCUCCAGCAGUUUAACGGCAUUAAGCGGUUUGACUUGGAGCAUUCGUGUUCUUUUGGAGCUCUCCUUUUAGAUGAGGAGAGGGGGCGGCUAUUUGUUGGAGCUCGUAACUUUCUGUUAUCUCUCAGUCUCGACAACAUCAGCAAACAGGAACAGAAGAUCUACUGGCCAGCGCCUGUUGAUUGGAGAGAAGAGUGCAACUGGGCUGGGAAAGACAUCAAUACGGACUGCGUAAACUAUGUGAAAGUGCUACACCACUACAAUCGGACUCACUUGUAUGCCUGUGGGACAGGGGCUUUCCACCCCACCUGUGCUUAUGUGGAGGUGGGACAGAAAAUAGAGGAUCAUGUGUUUAAAAUCGACCCCUCUAUGGUAGAAGAUGGAAAAGGAAAGAGUCCGUAUGACCCACGCCACACAUCAGCAUCUGUUCUAAUUGGUGAUGAGCUUUAUGCAGGCGUGGCCACUGAUUUAAUGGGGCGGGACUUUACAAUCUUUCGCAGCAUGGGACGAAGGCCCUCCAUACGAACAGAACAGCAUGAUUCUCGCUGGCUCAAUGAGCCCAAGUUUAUAGCGGCAGUUGGUGUUCCAGAGAGUGAGAAUCCUGAUGAUGAUAAAGUCUUCUUCUUCUUCAGAGAAACUGCUGUAGAAGCUCAGGGAUUUGGGAAGGUUACAUAUUCCCGGAUUGGUCAGCUGUGCAGGAACGAUAUGGGAGGACAGCGCAGCCUAGUAAAUAAGUGGACGACAUUUCUAAAGGCUCGUCUUGUGUGUUCUGUACCAGGCAACGAUGGCACUGAAACACAUUUUGAUGAACUUAGGGAUGUGUUCCUGCUGCAGACCCGUGACCGAAAGAACCCGCUGAUCUACACCGUCUUUACCACCUCAAGCAGCGUAUUUCAAGGUUCUGCAGUUUGUCUCUACACCAUGAAUGACAUUCGCCGGGCAUUUUUAGGACCUUUUGCCCAUAAAGAGGGACCCAAUUAUCAAUGGGUUCCAUUCCAGGGUAAAGUGCCGUAUCCACGGCCAGGCAUGUGUCCCAGUAAAACCUUCGGGAGUUUUGAGUCCACUAAAGGUUUCCCUGAUAACGUAAUCCAGUUUGCAAGGCACCAUCCAUUAAUGUUUAAUCCAGUCACUCCACUGGGAGGCCGGCCGCUGUUCCUGCGCACUGGAAUACCAUACACCUUCACUCAGAUUACUGUAGACCGGGUCAACGCAGCUGAUGGACACUACGAUGUAAUGUUCAUCGGCACAGAUAUCGGCUCUGUGCUGAAGGUGAUCUCUGUGCCCAAGGGAAGCUGGAGUAACACAGAGCUUCUGCUAGAGGAGCUUCAGGUCUUUAAGGAUUCUUCAUCUAUUAUCAGUAUGCAGAUUUCCUCUAAACGGCAACAGCUGUAUGUUGGCUCAGACACAGGUGUUGUCCAGGUGCCUCUGCACCGCUGCAGUAUGUACGGUAAAGCUUGUGCCGAGUGCUGCCUGGCUCGAGAUCCAUACUGUGCCUGGGACGGACACACCUGCACACGCUACCUGCCAAACACAAAACGGAGGUUCCGGCGUCAGGAUGUGAGGAAUGGGGAUCCUAAUGCACUCUGCUCAGGAGACCAUCAGAAGCAGCGUGUUCUGGAGAAGAGGCUGUAUGCUGUGGAUGGAAGCAGCUCCUUCCUGGAAUGCAACCCGAAAUCAUUACAGGCCCAGAUUACAUGGACCUAUCAGAGGCACCCGGAAAACUCACGGGAGGAGGUUCGUUUAGAUGACCGUGUUUUGCAGACUGAGCGAGGCCUGUUGCUAAGGCGAGCCGUGCGUAGAGACAGCGGUGUGUAUCAGUGUCACGCAAUGGAACACGGAUUCACCCAGACCAUCCUCGUGAUCACGUUGGAGAUUUUGCCUUUGGCUGGCUCCGCCCCUUCAGCUCCUAUCCCUCGCAGCCCCGCCCACUCCCACGCCAAUCACGGGCAGUCUACCAAUCAAAAGCUGUGGUACAGGGACUUCAUGCAGUUGGUGGAUCACCCAAACUUAAACACGGUCGACCAGAUCUGCGAGCAGGUUUGGUCACUCAAGCACAGUCUUUCAGGGAAGAGCUCUCCAGAUACAGCCAAUGAGGCACCGGUUCACGACCCGCUGCACUCUAAAAAGUGGAAGCACCUGAAGGAAGUGAGGAAAGGGCGAAAUCGCAGAACGCAUGAUGGGAGACCCGCCCCCAGAGCGCCGCGGAGCGCGGCAGAGUAGCGAG
Messenger RNA from Sinocyclocheilus anshuiensis, 2290 nucleotides. RefSeq names its product semaphorin-3B-like. Gene Ontology annotation, biological process: semaphorin-plexin signaling pathway; positive regulation of cell migration; neural crest cell migration. NCBI's taxonomy places the organism in Eukaryota, Metazoa, Chordata, Actinopteri, Cypriniformes, Cyprinidae. Bases 1 to 2286 code for a protein of 761 amino acids. The record is from RefSeq and is a predicted model, not a curated record. The transcript is spliced from 17 exons. Gene Ontology annotation, molecular function: semaphorin receptor binding; chemorepellent activity. Gene Ontology annotation, cellular component: plasma membrane.